This is a messenger RNA of Babesia bovis T2Bo, 1125 nucleotides long. Its product is annotated as WD domain G-beta repeat family protein. Bases 7 to 1095 code for a protein of 362 amino acids. Gene Ontology annotation, biological process: protein ubiquitination. The transcript is spliced from 4 exons. Gene Ontology annotation, molecular function: protein binding. The record is from RefSeq and is a predicted model, not a curated record. NCBI's taxonomy places the organism in Eukaryota, Apicomplexa, Aconoidasida, Piroplasmida, Babesiidae.
CUCUUAAUGCAGAUACUGGAUUCAGGAUCGAAUUCCAGUAGAGUGCCCGGCCCAGGUGUGGCCUUUUGUUCUCUGGGCGCACACUUUAACACCUUAACCGCGCUCCAAAGCCCUGAACAAAGUAUACACAGGUUCGCCACAGCUUCCAACGAUUAUUCGGCAUCAAAUAGGAUCGUUGUGGUUGACUUUAAUGAGGAAAAUAACUCAAUAUCGCUAUUUGCACAGUCGUCACCAACGCAUCCCAUUAAACAGCUGCUUGAUUUCGAUGAUCAGCAGGGAAGAUUAAGAUUCUUAGCAUCUGUACGUGAGUUGGAUCCCAAUGCUGGUUUUGUACGUGUUCUAGAAUUAGACAAUAGGACAUCUGAACUUAAAGUAGUCGCUACCACUGAGCCUCUAGCCACGGCUAUCACAGCCAUUGCCAUAACCCAAGAUUCGAAAAGAAGCCCAGGAUAUCGUAUAGCUGUAGUUCACCCAGAAUCAGUUGCACUCCUGGAGUUAAGAGCUGCAAAGUUGGAGCAAAGCGCCCGAUACGAGCUGAAUUCAAAGACAAAAACAACAAUAGAGAAUAGCCAACAGCUAUAUAGUCACAGAUUUAUCACAGGGAAGUUUGAUCCACAUCAUAAGGACAUCUUCGCUUGCGCCUGCGAAAACGGAUUCCGUCUGUUCGAUUGGCGACAAUUAGAAGCCAAUUUCUAUGUUGGCAGAGGUAAUUGCCAUACUACCGGUGUUGUAAAUAUAGACUUUAACCCAAAUGUGCCUAACGAGCUUGCAACUGCGGGUGACGACGGUAAAAUCGCAUUCUGGGACCUUAGGUCGACAACUGAGCCCAUAGAAGUACUGGAGGGAUACCACAAAAACAGCGUGCAGUAUGCACUAUUUAACUCGUUCCACGACAAUCUAAUGCUCUCUGGUGGACCGAGCGCAACGUUGUUGAACGUCAGGAAUACUGAACCCAAAUUAGUACACCAAACCAGCUUUACCAGUAGAGCUGGUGCUUGGAGCUUAACCGACGCAUGGCAUUUUGCCGCACUUGUAGGGAACAACAUAGUAGUGGAAUCGAUACCUAGUGCGCUUAAAUAUAAGCUGCUGCUCUGACGAUGUACGUGGUAUAAGGUAUUGAUUCUG